AUGCCGCUCAUCAACGGCCAGAAGAUGGCCUGCGUCACCGCCGCCAUCCCCAGGAAGCAAAAAUGCGGCUGCGGCUCGAGUACCGCCGGCACGCCCACCGAGUCGUCCGCCACAUCCAGCGUCGUCAAGGCCGAGUCGCCCGCCAGCGAUGCCCCGCCAAUGUCACCGACAAAAGCCCCCGCCGCUUCCUUCCGAGUCCAGAAACCGGCCGCCAAAGCCGCCAGUCGCAAACAGUCCUUCGAUCCGGCCAACCUGGAGAGAAUGGACGCUGCUCAUGUCAACAUCCUGCCGCCCUACGACAUGGCCCAGGCGAACGCCUUGCCCCACGCGAACGGAAUGGCGGGCAUGCAGGCGCCAAGGCCCGGGAUGGAGUACGGGGCCAUGUCCAUGAUGGGCGCCGUCAAUGGAGGCUUCCACCAGCCCAUCAUGUACCCGAUGUUCCCGCAAAUGCCCGGCAUGUUUCCACCGGGGUCGAUGAUGACGCAGAAUGGUGCAGUAUCAACAGCGAGCACACCGAAAGUUGCGCCACCACCGGCCCCCCCAAAGGCAUCAAACGGAGGCUCUUGUUGCGGAGGAGCUGCGAAGGCUGCCGUUGCGCCUCCGGCGCCUACACCGACAACCGCCAGCACAGGAGGCUCAUGUUGCGGAGGAGCGAGCAAAAGUGAAGGCACCACAACGCAACCGUCCAGCGUCACAUCGAGCCCAAAGACUCAGCCGAAACCGAAGACGGGCGGCUGCUGCUCCAGCAAAGCGGCGCCACCUAUCAACACGAAUGUGGCUACGAACGGCCACCUGAAUGGCCAUAUGUCACCAAACGGAAUGGCCAUGUCCCCUUUCCAGACACCGAUUGCCAUGCCACAAGGCAUGUAUCAGUCUUACUUCCAGCCUACCAUCUUCACCUACCCGCCGCAGUACGGAUCCUACAUGUCGCCUCUGCAACCUGCUCAAUGGAGGCAGACAAUGGAGGCUCUGCAGUACGGACAGCCUUCGCCACAACCGGCAGGAUUCAACAUGCCCGCGCCCCUUGGCUUUGUACCUGAAGGCACGAAUCUCGCCAUGGAUGAAUCGACAUCGCACAUGUGCAGCUGCGGCGACGGAUGUCAGUGUGUCGGAUGUGCUGCCCACCCUUAUAACGACGCGACUCAGGAUUACGUGCGGUCUGCGUGGAACAGCAUGAUGGAGGAUGGAUAUGCAGCGACAAAUGGCGGUACGAACGGUACCCACGGCGCCAACGGGCACUCGGAAGCGACAACCAACGGAGCUGGAGUCCGUGGAGUCGAGAAACACACAAACGGCGAAAGUGGCGGCUCGCCCCCUGCACCGCAGACGCCAUCCGAUGCCGCAUCAGGCUUGAGCGAAGAACAGGCGCUGUCGGCCAGCGACUUCUUCUUCGUCACGUAUCCCUUUGACGGGGAUGGCUGCGCCGGCGAGACUUCGUCGUGUCCCUGCGGCGACGACUGUCAGUGUCUCGGUUGCACGAUACACAACAAUCCUUUGCCCGAGUCAUGA
Messenger RNA from Colletotrichum chrysophilum, 1509 nucleotides. RefSeq lists its product as uncharacterized. Bases 1 to 1509 code for a protein of 502 amino acids. NCBI's taxonomy places the organism in Eukaryota, Fungi, Ascomycota, Sordariomycetes, Glomerellales, Glomerellaceae. The record is from RefSeq and is a predicted model, not a curated record. The transcript is spliced from 2 exons.